This is a messenger RNA of Achroia grisella, 718 nucleotides long. RefSeq lists its product as uncharacterized. Bases 1 to 717 code for a protein of 238 amino acids. The record is from RefSeq and is a predicted model, not a curated record. The transcript has 4 exons. Gene Ontology annotation, molecular function: N-acetyltransferase activity. NCBI's taxonomy places the organism in Eukaryota, Metazoa, Arthropoda, Insecta, Lepidoptera, Pyralidae.
AUGGUAUUCAUCCGUCCAUCCACGGUUUCCUACCCGACUGUAUGGCGCCGUUUCUCCGUACAACGCGGAGGCACCACCGCCUACCUGCGCAUCCAGGAUCUGACUGAGGACAUGUACGAACCUGCUGUCCAGUUGCUGAUCAAGUACUUCACUAGGGAUGAACCGCCUUGCAAGUAUAUUGGCAUCCGUAAGCACCCGGUAGCGAUGGCGGAACUCGAGAAGCUAUGGAGAAAUACAAUUAAAGACAAAUUGUCUCUGGUCUGCGUGGAGGACAACGACAGCUCUGCCAUCGUCGGAGUGAAUGCCUUGACCGUGGCCUGUAAGGAUGACCAGGAGGAGCCAUUCAAGACGGAGGACAAAGUGUGGGCGACACUGUUCGGUGCUGUGGACCUGGUGACUCGAAGUGUGGACAUCUUCACAACCUUCAACGUGGACAAGUAUCUGACUGCGUACGGCCUCGUUGUGGCCGAGGACUGGAGGGGCUGCAAGAUUGGUAAAGAGUUACUCGAGGCUCGAAUCCCUCUCUGUAAAGCGCUGGACCUCAAGUUGACAGCUACAGUGUUCACAGCUGCGGCGUCUCAGGCCGUAGCCAGGAAAGCGGGCUUCGUGGACCUGAGUGAGAUCACAUAUGAAGAACUUGCGAAGAAGGGAAUAGUGUUCCCUGGUAUCGAGGAAGACACGAAGUCCUCUAAACUAAUGGCGUUGGUUGUUGCCUAAA